Molecule: messenger RNA, 2481 nt
Organism: Eutrema salsugineum
Lineage: Eukaryota; Viridiplantae; Streptophyta; Magnoliopsida; Brassicales; Brassicaceae
Product: G-type lectin S-receptor-like serine/threonine-protein kinase At4g27290
Exons: 6
Coding region: 1-2481 (826 amino acids)
Biological process (GO): recognition of pollen; protein phosphorylation
Molecular function (GO): ATP binding; protein serine/threonine kinase activity
Source: RefSeq, a predicted model, not a curated record
AUGGAAGCCAUUAAUGUGCUUCCUCUGCUUCUCAUCUCUCUGCUUUUGACUUUUCUUGUCGUACAAGCAACCAAUAUUAUUACAUCAAACCAGACUCUAAAAGACGGAGACACCAUUGUGUCAACAGGUGGGAGCUUUGAGCUCGGUUUUUUCUCUCCAGGAGGGUCAAGAAAUCGUUAUCUCGGAAUUUGGUACAAACAAGUCUCUCUCCAGACCGUUGUUUGGGUCGCAAACAGAGAUUCGCCUCUCUACGAUCUCUCAGGAGCCCUAAAAAUCUCUGGAAAUGGGAGCUUAUGUCUCUUCAAUGGCAGAAACUCCAUCAUAUGGUCAUCAUUUUCUUUGAAGAAAAUCAGCGUAAGAAACCCGAUCGUUCAGAUUCUUGAUACAGGUAAUUUAGUUGUGAGAAACUCAGGGAAUGAACAAGAUUAUAUAUGGCAGAGUUUAGAUUACCCCGGAGAUACGUUUCUUCCAGGAAUGAAAUACGGUAUCGAUUUUGUAACCGGAAUCAACCGGUUCUUGACAUCUUGGAGAUCUCCAGACGAUCCAUCAACUGGUAACUACACGAACAAAAUGGAUCCAAACGGUGUACCGCAAUUUUUCUUGACGAAAAAUUCGGUUGAUGUCUUCAGGGCUGGUCCAUGGAACGGUCUAAGAUUCACCGGUAUGCCUCACCUAAAACCUAACCCUAUCUAUCGAUUCGAGUUUGUGUUCACUGAGGAAGAAGCGUACUACACUUACAAGCUUGAAAACCCUUCAGUGAUCACAAGAAUGCAGCUGAAUCCAAAUGGAGCUUUGCAACGUUACACUUGGGUCGAUAGCCUUCAAAGUUGGAACUUCUAUUUAUCGGCUCAAAUGGAUAGUUGUGAUCUCUACACGUUGUGUGGCUCUUACGGAAGCUGCAACAUCAAUGAAUCUCCGGCCUGUAGGUGUUUAAAAGGGUUUGUUCCUAAAUUCCCAGAGGCUUAUUUUGCAGGAGACUGGUCAGAAGGGUGUGUUAGAAGAGUGAAAUUGAAUUGUGGUAAAGGCAAAGAAGACUUUUUGAAGAUUUCUAAAUUGAAGUUACCUGAUACAAGAGCAUCGUGGUACGAUAAGAGCAUGGAUUUGAAUGAAUGCAAGAGGGUAUGCUUGAGAAACUGUUCUUGCUCAGCUUAUUCGCAUUUUGAUAUCAGAGAUGGAGGAAGAGGAUGUAUUCUUUGGUUUGGAGAUUUGAUUGAUAUAAGAGAAUAUAAUGCAAAUGGACAAGAUCUGUAUGUGAGGCUUGCUUCCUCAGAAAUAGAAAAGUAUAAUCUUCAUGACGUGAAGUGGAAGAUUAGGAUGAUGCUGAUUGUAGUAUUUUCUACAGCACUGUUUCUUAUUUUCCUCUACAUAGGUUUGACUGUGUUUAUUAUGAUGAAAAAGAAACUUGCAACAAAAGAAAUUGCGCAGCGCAAUACAGACCGUGUUUCAAGCAGGAAACAAGAGGACGAAGAUCUUGAAUUACCGUUUCUUGAUCUUGACGCGGUCUCAGAAGCUACGGAUGGAUUCUCUGAUGGGAAUAAACUUGGACAGGGUGGUUUUGGACCGGUCUAUAAGGGAACAUUGACUUGUGGACAAGAAAUUGCUGUAAAGAGGUUAUCAAGAACGUCGAGACAAGGGAUAGAAGAAUUCAAGAACGAGAUCAAGCUAAUUGCAAAGCUGCAGCAUCGUAAUCUUGUGAAGAUUCUAGGGUAUUGUGUGGAGAAAGAUGAAAGAAUGCUUAUCUACGAGUAUCAAAGGAACACAAGCUUGGAUUCUUUCAUUUUCGACAAAGAACGGCGCAGAGAACUUGAUUGGCCUAAAAGGAUGGAAAUAAUCAAAGGGAUUGCUCGUGGACUGAUGUAUCUCCAUCAAGAUUCAAGGCUUCGAAUCAUCCAUCGCGAUCUCAAAGCAAGCAAUGUUUUGCUUGAUUCUGAUAUGAACCCGAAAAUCUCGGAUUUUGGGUUGGCUAGAACUUUGGGAGGAGAUGAAACUGAAGCAAACACAACCAGAGUUGUUGGAACUUAUGGAUAUAUGUCUCCAGAGUAUCAAAUCGACGGGUAUUUCUCAUUAAAAUCCGAUGUAUUUAGCUUUGGCGUUUUAGUAUUAGAGAUAGUGUCAGGAAGAAGAAACCGCGGAUUUUGCAAUCAAGAACACAAGCUUAACCUUCUUGGACACGCUUGGAGGCUAUACAGAGAAGAUAAGGCAUGUGAGCUAAUCGAUGAAGCUUUCAAGGAGUCAUGCACGGAUAUUUCUGAAGUGUUAAGAGCGAUACACAUAGGUCUGUUAUGUGUACAACAAGAUCCCAAAGACAGACCAAACAUGUCUGUAGUGGUUCUGAUGCUGAGUAGUGAAACGUUGCUUCUUGAUCCGAAGGAGCCUGGGUUUUACAACGAACGAAAUCUCUUGUUUUCUGACACUGUAUCGAUUAAUAUUGAGAUUCCUUCCAACAAUUUUCAAACCAUGAGUGUAAUAGAGCCCAGAUAA